CUUCAAGCGUCAGGACCCGUUACUCGGGCUCUCGGCUCUGCUCCGGUAUGGCCCACGGCUGCGUGGGGAACUGCGCGCCCAUCUUCUACCUGGCUUUGGUGUUUGACGCAGCGGGUCUGGUGGUUCUCCUGGUUGGGAUUUUCGGAAACCUGAGGCUGGACGGUCGGUUUUAUGGGGAUUUCCUCAUCUACACGGGUUCACUCAUCAUCUUCCUCAGUCUGGUGUGGUGGGUUCUGUGGUACACGGGGAACGUGCAGAUGUACACGGAGGAGAAGAGGGGUUCCCUGGACAGCACCUUUGCGCACUGGGCCAGGAAGCUGUCCGAGAGGCUGUCCAUGAGGGGCGUCAAGACCCUGGAGGAUGAGAAGAAGCACAGCAUCGGGAACGGGAAGGACAUGAACGGGACGGUCCGUGGGCCGUGUCGGGUUACGUGGGAUGACCCCGGCGGCGGAUCCGAAUCGGGUCACGAUAACAAAGGGUUUGAAGUGGGGACUGAGGGCGCACCGGCUGACAAAAAUGUGGAGCUGGGGGUGUUGAGGGGCUCGGAUGUGGAUCUACAACCGAUGGAGGGCAAAGCAGAGAGGCUUCUCUGACAGGAGAUGGUGGUGUCCAGCUUUCCAUUUCAAAGGAUGGGCUUUCAUCUUUAUGCUGCGUUUACAGCCUUCAGACUGAAAAACAGACUGAAAUCAAUGAGCUUAUGAACUGAAGUCACUUUGUUCAUUUUUUUGUUUUCUUUUUAUUUUGUUGUUGCUAAUGGGGAAGACACUUUCUCAACAAUCAGGGAAAAGCCUUUCAUCCAGCAGAUGGGCUGUGCACAGAGGAAGAAAAGGUCUUACAUGUACAUAGUAAAUUUCUAUUUUUGUUUAUUUUUAUGUUUAUAUGUUGUAACAGAUGUAAAUUAUUUUGCUUAAAAAUUUGAAUAAAGUUUACACAGAAGUGGAUUGUACUGAGGGUGUUACCGCACAGGA
Molecule: messenger RNA, 968 nt
Organism: Sphaeramia orbicularis (orbiculate cardinalfish)
Lineage: Eukaryota; Metazoa; Chordata; Actinopteri; Kurtiformes; Apogonidae
Product: transmembrane protein 238-like
Exons: 2
Coding region: 48-593 (181 amino acids)
Source: RefSeq, a predicted model, not a curated record